Alternaria rosae is the source of this 1178-nucleotide messenger RNA. RefSeq names its product mitochondrial 2-oxodicarboxylate carrier 2. The record is from RefSeq and is a predicted model, not a curated record. The coding region runs from base 249 to 1178 and encodes 309 amino acids. The transcript is spliced from 6 exons. Lineage: Eukaryota; Fungi; Ascomycota; Dothideomycetes; Pleosporales; Pleosporaceae. Gene Ontology annotation, biological process: transmembrane transport.
UUACGAAAGUAUCAAGGCAUGUCAUAGAGGCAGGGACGGGUCAGAGGGCUGCUUUUGCGCCAAUUGAAAUCUUGUCAACCGAAGACGGGAAGCUAGGACCACGCCUAAGCGGAGUUUGGACAUUCAUCCCACGCUCUAGCACUCUUUCCCCAGAUUGUGCGCGCCGACCGUGAAUCGCUCACUCAACAGCGGCCAUCUCUCUUCUCUUCCCCUCGGCCACCUCAUUACCUCCCACCACUACCGCCAACAUGUCUGCUGCCGAUGCGAAGCCAUUGCCUUUCGUCUACCAGUUCGCGGCUGGUGCCGUAGCUGGUGUGUCAGAAGUGAGUGCGCAACCGUUUACGAAGCUCGCGUAUCCGCUGGACGUCGUCAAGACCCGGAUACAACUUCAGACCUCUGGCAAGGUGGUCGGUGACGAGGGCUACAAUGGCAUGAUGGACUGCUUCAGGAAGAUCAUCAAGAAUGAGGGUGCUUCGAGAUUGUACCGCGGUAUCACCGCGCCUAUCCUUAUGGAAGCUCCCAAGAGAGCCACCAAGUUCGCAGCCAACGACUCAUGGGGUUCCUUCUACCGCAAUCUGUUCGGUCAGGCCAAGAUGAACCAGUCGCUCUCCAUCCUCACCGGCGCAACCGCAGGUGCCACCGAAGCCUUCGUCGUCGUACCCUUUGAGCUCGUCAAGAUCCGGUUACAAGACAGGGCUCAAGCCCACAAGUACAACGGCAUGGUGGAUUGUGUCACCAAGAUUGUCAAGCAGGAAGGACCGCUCACCCUUUACCAGGGUCUCGAGUCGACCAUGUGGAGGCACAUCCUGUGGAACGCUGGAUACUUUGGCUGCAUCUUCCAGGUCCGCGCUCUCUUGCCCACAGCAACCACCAAGAAGAGCCAAAUCACCAACGACCUCAUGUCCGGUGCUAUCGGUGGCACUGUCGGUACUAUCCUCAAUACUCCCAUGGACGUCGUCAAGUCGCGUAUUCAGAACUCCCCCAAGGUCGCGGGAUCAGUACCCAAGUACAACUGGGCAUGGCCGGCUCUCGGUACGGUCAUGAAGGAGGAGGGCUUCGCAGCACUUUACAAGGGAUUCACACCCAAGGUUCUGAGAUUGGGACCUGGAGGCGGUAUCUUGCUGGUCGUGUUCACCGGUGUCAUGGACUUCUUCCGCAACAUGCGCGACGGCAAAUAA